Molecule: messenger RNA, 345 nt
Organism: Dichomitus squalens LYAD-421 SS1
Lineage: Eukaryota; Fungi; Basidiomycota; Agaricomycetes; Polyporales; Polyporaceae
Exons: 2
Coding region: 1-345 (114 amino acids)
Source: RefSeq, a predicted model, not a curated record
AUGACGGUAACGCGGCCGCAUGUCACGACGCCGAGCACGGCGAAGGCGAGCCACGACCGCCGGAAGCAGCCCGCGAACUUCGCGUGUCCUGUGCCUGGGUGCGGAAGCACGUUUACGAGGCACUUCAACCUGAAGGGCCACCUGCGCUCGCACGCGGAGGAGAAACCUUAUCAGUGCAAGUGGCCAGGCUGCGGCAAGGGCUUCGCGCGGCAGCACGACUGCAAGCGGCACGAGCAGCUGCACCUCAACAUCCGCCCGUACCCCUGCGAUGGCUGCAAGAAGAACUUCGCGCGGAUGGACGCACUGAACCGCCACCGUGAGUGUUCUCCCCCUUGUCUGACUUGA